Penicillium macrosclerotiorum is the source of this 543-nucleotide messenger RNA. Its product is annotated as DUF1770 domain-containing protein. Lineage: Eukaryota; Fungi; Ascomycota; Eurotiomycetes; Eurotiales; Aspergillaceae. Gene Ontology annotation, biological process: mitophagy. The record is from RefSeq and is a predicted model, not a curated record. Bases 1 to 543 code for a protein of 180 amino acids. Gene Ontology annotation, molecular function: mitochondrion autophagosome adaptor activity. The transcript is spliced from 3 exons.
AUGGCCGAUCAUACCUUGGGGGUCCCUGAGACUCUUCAAUCAUUUUCUAUCAAAGCCCAUCCGUCUGCCGCCCACGAUGUCAACCCGGCUACCGCAGCCUCGGAAAAACAACCAGUCGUGGCCAGCCCAGCUUCUGAUGCCGGUAGCCUGUCUUCAGAUAUCGUGGAUCCCAGUCGAGUAAUUCGUCCUAUUCGUCGGCGGCAAACGCUUCCUCCAUUGCCAGAUCUGCGCUUCGAGCAGAGCUACCUGGCCAGUUUGAAGGAUGCCGAGACAUGGGGACGUGUGGCGUGGAUUACCAUCAGGGACCAGGUCCUACUUCCCCUCAUCCAAGGUACCGUCUGGACACUCGCGCUUUCAGGGUGGCGCUUCUGGAACCGCAACGCCUCACUCAGCGGACAUACUCUCGGAAGUCGGAUCCGCAGAUGGUGGUACGAGGUCAACAACUGGAAGUUGCCCCCAAUGCGUUGGACCAAGGAUCCGAAAGUAGCCACGCAGGUCGAAGAUUUCUAUGAGGCGCAGUUUUCGAAUGCAGGCUCGAAUUAA